This is a messenger RNA of Notechis scutatus (mainland tiger snake), 11100 nucleotides long. NCBI's taxonomy places the organism in Eukaryota, Metazoa, Chordata, Lepidosauria, Squamata, Elapidae. The record is from RefSeq and is a predicted model, not a curated record.
GAACAACCUGAAAGAAUGACAUACACAGAACAGGCCAAUAAAAGGGCUCAGUGUGGAAGGCUAACAUGCUUUAUUCGUCUUGCUGAUUAUCUUAUAGUAAAUACUAUGCACGUCUUGGCAGUUAAAUCUGUUGCUACUCUCUUGCAUUACCUUACUGAGAAGUUGAAGAAAACACCACUUGCAGACAUUAUCCAAACAUGGAAUACAGAUUUAGAAGCACCUGAAGUUGUGGAAAAGAAGGGAACUUCUUCAGUAAUUGCAGAGGAAGAGGAGGCAUCCAUUCCAAUGUUUCUUGUCGAGCUAAUUUUAGAGAUCCAUGCAUUGCUGUUUGAACCAACUGUAGAAGAGUUCCAGGAUGCUAUGGCAGAUAUUGUGUCUCAGUUUCAGGCAACUGUGUUAUCUGUUGCAAACCUUGUUCCAGAUCAGUAUUUUGAUGCCUUCACUCGUCCUGUUAUUAACAACAAAAUUGAAGAAAAAACAUGUGGUGAAGGACCAAGCUUAUCAACAAUGUUUAAAGAUGAUAAACAUCUUCAAACUAUUAUCCUACAAAUAAAGGAAACAAUUGAUUCAGCAUUUGAAUCAGCAAAUUUAUAUGCAGCUACUUUUGAAAAGUUUCGAUUAUUUUUCAGAGAAAAUGAAAGCCUUGAUUUGCCAGCUCUGAGGAAAGAAGAACCUGAUGUUAAAUUUUUUGCUGAACAACUGGAGAAAUAUCACAGACAACACAAAGAAGCUUUGGCAAUAAAACAAAAGAGAUCAUUAGGUUUGUUCCUCAUAGAUGGUAAAAAGUUGAAAGACAAACUAAUUCCAUCACCAAAGCGCUGUUUGGAGGUUAUUAAUGAGAUGCUUCCUGUCAUUGCAAAGAAAAAAGUGAACACCAUUCUCGUUGAGGCAAAUGAUGCUAAAUUUAAACUUGAGUUUUUGCCAAGUACAACUACUGAAUAUGUGGUUACUUUGACAUUCCUUGAUGAAAUACAAGAUAGGAUUGAAAUUCUUGAAGAUGAAUCAAAAGUGGUUUCUAAGAUGUAUCAGCUUAUUGAACAGUAUGUUAUACCCACACCUCCUGAAGAUUUCGCUUUGUUUUCAAGUUUGAAGCCCUCUAUUGUUGCUGUUCGUAAUGCAAUUGAUAAAUCUGUGGGUGAAAGAGAUGCCAGCAUUAUUAAAUUCUGCCAGCUUCUAGAUGAAGAUGUUCAUGAUCUGAAUGAAGAAGUUAAAGAAGUUAGACUUCUAGCACAGGAUCCUCAGAUUUUGGAUGCAGAUGCUGAUCAAGACAAAGUGAAAGUAAUUCUAAGUGAGUUGCAGGCCAUUCUUGAUGAAAUACAAAAGCGGGCAUUCCAGUAUAAAUCCUAUCAGAAAAACUUCAAGGUGGACAUAACAAAAUUUGAUACCUUGGAGGAAGUUUGUGCAGAGUUGAAGUUGAAACAACUGUUGUGGGACUCUCUUUCUGAAUGGUCAAUACUUGAGGAAGAUUGGAUGGAGUCUAAAUUUGAUAGCUUGGAUCCAGAAUUAUUGAAUGGUCAAGUUUCCAAAUAUGCUAAAUUUGUGAAUCAGCUGGAAAAAGGCUUGCCACCUAAUAAUGUUGUCCCACAACUCAAGGAGAAGGUGGAGAAAAUGAAAGAAAAGCUUCCAGUUAUCACAGAUCUUAGAAAUCCUUUUUUGAAACCUAGACACUGGAUAACUCUGGAACAAAUAGUUGGUGCACCAUUAAUAGACCUGGAAAAUCCAUUAACCUUGGAGCGACUUACUCAGAUCAGUGCUUUUGAAUAUACUCAGGAGAUUCAGGAUGUUUCUGGCCAAGCUUCAGGAGAAGCUUCUCUGGAGAUUAUUCUCAAAAAGGUGGAAGAUGCCUGGAAAACAACAGAAUUCGUUGUAAUUCCUCAUCGUGAUUCAAAAGAUGUUUUCAUCCUUGGUGGCACAGAUGACAUUCAGGUUAUUCUAGAUGAUAGUACUAUUAAUGUAGCAACAAUUGCUUCUUCACGGUACGUAGGCCCUCUCAAGCCACGAGUUGAUGAAUGGCAGAAGCAGCUCUCUUUAUUCAAUCAGACAUUGGAGGAAUGGCUGACAUGUCAGAGGAAUUGGCUCUAUUUAGAAAGCAUUUUCAGUGCUCCUGAUAUUCAAAGACAGUUGCCGGCAGAAGCUAAAAUGUUUUUACAAGUAGAUAAGUCUUGGAAGGAAGUUAUGAGAAAAGUGAAUCGACUGCCUAACGCCCUCCGUGCUGCUACUCAGCCUGGCCUUUUAGAGACCUUUCAGAAUAAUAAUGCUCUUCUUGAUCAGAUUCAGAAAUGUCUGGAGGCCUAUUUGGAAUCCAAGAGAGUCAUUUUCCCAAGGUUCUACUUUUUAUCGAAUGAUGAGCUCUUGGAAAUAUUGGCCCAAACUCGCAAUCCUCAAGCAGUUCAGCCUCAUUUAAGGAAAUGUUUUGAUUCCAUUUCUAAACUGGAGUUUGCCUACAUGGCACCAGCUGAGGGAGAAGAGAAAGUUCUCACAAAUGAUAUUCUAGCAAUGCUGUCCCCCGAAGGUGAAAGGGUUGGCUUGGGAAAAGGACUUAAAGCCAGAGGAAAUGUUGAAGACUGGCUUGGUAAAGUUGAAGAAGCAAUGUUUACUUCCCUUAGACGACUGAGCAAAGCUGCCAUUGCCGAUUAUCAAACUAGAGAAAGAACGGAGUGGGUUGUUUCUGGACAUCCUUCUCAGGUUGUACUGACCAUUUCUCAGCUCAUGUGGUGUCGUGAUCUCACUCAGUGUUUAGAAGGAGAAGAUCAUGAUCAUUUAGUAGCUUUGGAAGAGUUUGAAAAUGAGAAUUUUGAUAGACUAAAUGCAUUGGCUUCACUAGUCCGUGGCAUUCUUCCCAAAAUUCACCGAAAUAUCAUAACGGCACUGAUUACUAUUGAUGUACACGCAAGGGACAUUGUUACAGAACUUGUUAAACAAAAGGUGGAUUCUGUGGACAAUUUUGACUGGCAAAGACAACUGCGCUACUAUUGGGAUCUCGAUUUAGAUAACUGUGUGGCAAGAAUGGCUUUAUCUCAAUAUACCUAUGCCUAUGAAUACUUGGGGGCAUGUCCAAGAUUAGUGAUUACGCCACUCACGGAUCGUUGCUAUCUUUGCCUGAUGGGAGCCUUACAGCUUGACCUAGGGGGAGCUCCGGCUGGACCUGCUGGCACUGGAAAAACAGAGACCACUAAAGAUCUUGCAAAAGCACUUGCCAUCCAGUGUGUGGUGUUCAACUGUUCAGAUGGCUUGGAUUACAAGAUGAUGGGGCGUUUCUUCAGUGGCUUGGCACAGUCUGGAGCAUGGUGCUGCUUUGAUGAAUUCAAUCGAAUUGAUAUUGAAGUUCUGUCUGUUAUUGCCCAACAACUGAUUACGAUAAGGAAUGCUAAAGCAGCAAAGGUCACUCGGUUUAUGUUUGAAGGACGUGAAAUCAAAUUAAUUAUGACUUGUGCCGCUUUUAUUACUAUGAAUCCUGGCUAUGCUGGACGAACUGAGUUACCUGACAAUCUAAAAGCACUCUUCAGGCCAUUUUCUAUGAUGGUUCCAAACUAUGCUUUGAUUGCAGAGGUUAUUCUGUAUUCUGAAGGAUUUGAAUCAAGUAAAAUACUUGCAAGGAAGAUGACUCAGAUGUAUAAACUCUGUAGUGAACAGCUUUCCCAACAAGACCACUAUGAUUUUGGAAUGAGAGCUGUCAAAUCUGUGUUGGUCAUGGCAGGAUCACUAAAAAGAGAGCAUCCAAACCUGAAUGAAGAAGUUGUUUUAAUAAGAGCAUUACGAGAUUCAAAUCUCCCAAAAUUUCUUGCAGAUGAUGCACUUUUGUUCAGUGGAAUUAUAUCUGACCUUUUCCCUGGAGUCAUAAUCCCAGAACAUAAUUAUGGAGUGCUGCAGUCAACAAUAGUAGAUAUCAUUCUUUCCAAAGGAUUGCAGACCGAAGUUACCAUGAUUCGUAAAGUGAUUCAGCUGUACGAAACUAUGCUGGUAAGGCAUGGGGUCAUGCUUGUUGGACCAACAGGAGGUGGAAAAACUACAGUUUACCAAAUUUUGGCAGAUACACUUGGAGCUUUACAUAAAGCAGGUGAGGACUAUCAUUUUUUCCAGCCAGUUAAAACAUAUGUUCUGAAUCCUAAAUCAAUAACUAUGGGUGAGCUAUAUGGUGAAGUUAACAAUUUAACCCUGGAAUGGAAAGAUGGCUUAAUGGCACUUAGUGUGCGAGCUGCUGUGGUCGACACCUCUGAAGAUCAUAAAUGGAUCGUCAGUGAUGGACCUGUGGAUGCACUAUGGAUCGAAAAUCUGAACACGGUUCUAGAUGACAACAAGAUGCUUUGUUUGGCUAACAGUGAAAGAAUCAAACUUACGCCAUCCAUCCAUAUGAUGUUUGAGGUAGAAGACUUAAGAGUUGCUUCACCUGCCACAGUAAGCCGAUGUGGAAUGGUAUACAUUGAUCCAGAGGAAUUGAAGUGGAUGCCCUAUGUAAAAACAUGGAUGGCAGGCCUUGAAGAAAAACUCAAUGAAGAAACAAGAACAUAUUUGUUUGAACUCUUUUCCCGUUACGUUGAAGAUGGUUUAAAAUAUAUUCACAAAAAGUGUUCCCAAGCCAUAAGACAAGUGGACAUCAGUAAAGUUGUUACUCUUUGCUGUUUACUGGAGUCAUUACUUCUUGGAAAAGCAGGACCCAGCAUGAACUUGGAACAAUCACGGUUAAAUUCUCUUGUGUGCCAGACCUUUGUCUUCUGUUAUUUGUGGUCUGUGGGUGGAAAUGUAAUGGAGAACUGUUGGGAUGCUUUUGAUACAUUUGUAAGACAGCAAUUUGAGGAUAACCCUGAUGCCAAGCUCCCAACUUCAGGUGAUUUGUGGAGUGUUUACAUUGAUUAUGAUACAAGGCGCUUGGAUCCUUGGGAGCGAAUUAUACCAACCUUUAAAUACAAAAGGACAGUUCCAUUUUUCGAAAUGCUUGUUCCUACCACUGACACUGUACGCUAUGGCUUUCUAAUGGAAAAAUUGCUAGCUGUCAAACAUUCCGUGCUCUUCACAGGAAUUACUGGAGUUGGCAAGUCUGUAGUUGCAAAGUCACUGCUUAACAAAAUACAAGAUGAAGCCGGCUAUGUUCCUGUUUACUUAAAUUUCUCUGCUCAGACUUCUUCAUCCAGGACACAAGAGAUUAUAGAAUCAAAAUUAGAAAAAAAAAGAAAGAACAUUUUGGGAGCACCAGGGAAAAAAAGAGUGGUCAUUUUUGUGGAUGAUUUAAACAUGCCGAAACUGGAUCGUUAUGGCUCACAGCCCCCUAUUGAACUACUUAGACAGUACCAAGACUUUGGAGGAUUCUAUGACCGAGAUAAGCUGUUUUGGAAGGAAAUCCAUGACGUAACUAUUUGUUCAGCUUGUGCACCUCCUGGUGGUGGACGUAAUCCAGUUACCGCACGUUUCAUAAGACAUUUUGCUAUGCUGUGCCUUCCAACGCCCUCUGAACAUAGCCUUAAACAAAUUUUUCAGGCAAUUCUGAAAGGCUUCCUAGCUGAAUUUGCCCAAGUAGUAAAGCAGUGUGCAAGUAGUAUAGUGGAGGCUGCUGUUGAAAUAUAUCAAAGAAUGAGCAUUGAUCUGCUCCCAACACCAGCAAAAUCUCAUUAUGUAUUUAAUUUACGUGAUUUGUCAAAAUGUGUCCAAGGCAUACUGCAGUGUGAUCCUGUAUCAGUUCGAGACCAGAAUCAGAUAUUUAGACUAUUCUGUCAUGAGUGUCAGAGAAUUUUUCAUGACCGUCUCAUCUGCAAUGAAGAUAAACAAUAUUUUUAUUCUAUGUUAAGCGACAUGGCCAGCAAAUAUUUUGGAGUUUCAACUGACCCAGACUCAUUUGCAUCCAAACCUAUCUUAUUUGGAGAUUACAUUAAGAAUGGCAUUUUUACUUUUGUAAGUUUUAUCAAAGUCAAAUGUCAUUUCAAUUUUCUGCCUAGAAUUGCUCGGAUGAUUCGUCAGGAAAGAGGAAAUUCCCUCCUGGUUGGUGUUGGAGGCACAGGGAAGCAGUCUCUGACUAGACUUGCCUCUCACAUUUGUGGCUAUAAAUGCUUUCAAAUAGAACUAAGUCGUGGCUAUAAUUAUGAUUCUUUUCAUGAAGACCUUAGAAAGCUAUACAAAAUGGCAGGGGUGGAAGACAAAGACAUGGUUUUCCUUUUCACAGACACCCAGAUAGUUGUAGAAGAAUUCCUAGAAGAUAUAAAUAAUAUUUUGAAUUCUGGAGAGGUACCUAAUCUGUUUGAAAAGGAUGAACUGGAGUUUGUCAUGGCAGCUACUCGACCCAAGGCAAAAGAAGUAGGAAUAGCAGAGGGCAACAGAGAUGAGGUAUUUCAGUAUUUCAUUAGUCGAGUCCGACAGAAGCUGCACAUUGUCCUGUGUAUGAGUCCUGUUGGAGAUGCUUUCCGAGCACGGUGCCGAAUGUUUCCCUCCCUUGUGAACUGCUGCACUAUUGACUGGUUUGUGCAGUGGCCAAAAGAAGCACUUCUUUCUGUAUCAAGAACUUUUUUUAUGCAUGUUGAUCUCGGAACUGAUCGAAUGAAAGAGAAACUUUCUGUAAUGUGUGUAGACAUCCAUAUGAGUGUUACAGAGAUGGCAGAGCAGUAUUAUGCAGAGCUCCGGCGACGCUACUAUACAACACCAACUUCCUAUUUAGAGUUAAUCAAUCUUUAUUUGUCCAUGCUUGCUGAAAAAAGGAAGCAACUGGUUUCAGCUCGGGAUCGGGUAAAGAAUGGUUUAUCCAAACUGUUAGAGACAAAUGUACUUGUUGACAAAAUGAAAUUAGAUCUUUCUGCUUUAGAACCAGUUCUCAAGGAGAAAUCAGUGGAUGUUGAGGCCUUGAUGGAAAAAUUAGCAGUCGAUCAAGAAAACGCUGAUCAGGUUCGGCGUGUUGUUCAGGAAGAUGAAGCUGUUGCAAAAGUAAAAGCAGAGGAAACUCAGGCAAUAGCUGAUGAUGCCCAGAGAGAUUUGGAUGAAGCCCUUCCAGCUUUAGAAGCUGCCAACAAAGCCUUAGAUUCUUUAGAUAAGGCAGAUAUUUCUGAAAUCAGAGUUUUCACUAAACCUCCUGAUCUUGUCAUGACAGUGAUGGAAGCUAUUUGUAUUCUUUUAAAUGCAAAGCCUGACUGGGCAACAGCAAAACAACUACUCAGUGAUUCCACUUUCCUGAGGAAGCUUCUAGAAUAUGAUAAAGAAAAUAUAAAGAGCGCGAUAUUAAGUAAGCUUCAGAAAUACAUAAACAAUCCUGAUUUUGUGCCAGAAAAGGUAGAGAAAGUGUCAAAGGCAUGCAAGUCUAUGUGCAUGUGGGUGAGAGCUAUGGAUUUAUACUCUCGCGUUGUAAAGGUGGUCGAGCCAAAAAGGCAAAAGUUACAUGCUGCCCAGGCAGAACUUGAUGCAACUUUAGCUACCCUUCGUGAUAAGCAAAAAAAACUGAGACAGGUAGAGGAACAAAUACAGGAAUUACAAGAUCAAUAUGAAAGAAGUGUGAAUGAAAAAGAAACCCUUGCAAAGACCAUGGCACUGACUCAGGCUCGUCUCAACCGCGCUGGAAGACUUACAGCUGCAUUAGGGGAUGAACAGGUUCGAUGGGAAGAAAGUAUUUUGAAUUUUGAGGCAGAGAUUUCAAAUAUCACUGGAAAUGUAUUCAUAGCUGCUGCUUGUGUAGCCUACUAUGGGGCUUUUACUGCACAUUAUAGACAAUUGUUAAUUGAAUGCUGGAUCAAACAAUGCCAAGAUCUAGACAUUCCUAUUAGUUCUGACUUUAGUCUUAUAAAUAUUUUGGGAGAUCCCUAUGAAAUUCGACAGUGGAAUACUGACGGAUUACCUCGCGAUUAUGUUUCAACUGAAAAUGGCAUUCUAGUUACACGUGGACGGCGCUGGCCACUCAUGAUUGAUCCUCAGGAUCAGGCAAACCGUUGGAUAAGAAACAAAGAAGCAAAAUGUGGUUUAAAAAUAAUUAAGCUCACAGACACUGGUUUCCUGCGUACACUGGAGAAUGCUAUUCGUCUGGGUUUACCUGUGCUUCUAGAAGAGAUUAAAGAAACGCUUGACCCAGCCCUGGAACCUAUUCUUUUGAAACAGACUUUUGUUUCUGGAGGAAGACUGUUAAUUCGCCUUGGAGAUUCAGACAUAGAUUAUGAUAGAAACUUCAAGUUCUACAUGACAACAAAAAUGCCAAAUCCCCACUAUUUACCUGAGGUGUGCAUCAAAGUAACCAUAAUAAAUUUUACUGUUACCCGAUCUGGUCUGGAAGAUCAACUGCUAAGUGAUGUCGUGCGAUUAGAGAGACCAGAGCUAGAGGAGCAAAGAACACAGCUCAUUAUAAGAAUCAAUGCUGAUAAGAAUCAACUGAAAGCAAUUGAAGAUAAAAUUCUAAAAAUGCUUUUUACAUCAGAAGGGAAUAUUCUGGACAAUGAAGAACUCAUCAAUACACUUCAAGACUCAAAGAUUACCUCUGGUGCCAUUAAAAUAAGGCUUGUAGAAGCAGAAACUACAGAAGAAAAGAUAAACGCUGCUCGAGAAAAAUAUCGCCCUGUUGCUACUCGAGGAUCAGUUAUGUAUUUUGUAAUUGCAAGUCUUUCCGAUAUUGAUCCAAUGUAUCAGUUUUCUUUAAAAUAUUUCAAACAGCUAUUUAAUGCAACAAUUGAAACUUCUGAAAAACAUGAUCUUCUGCAAUUGCGAUUAGGAAUCCUACUUAGUCAGACUCUCUAUGCAACUUACACUAAUGUUUCCCGAGGCCUCUUUGAACAGCACAAACUCAUCUACAGCUUCAUGCUGUGCAUUGAAAUCAUGCGGCAGAAAGAAGAACUUACAGACCUUGAAUGGAAUUUUUUCCUGCGUGGAGCUGCUGGUUUGGAUAAGGAGAGGCCUGCCAAACCUCAGAUUCCAUGGCUGGAAGAAAAUACGUGGUUUAUGUGCUGUGACUUAGAAGAAACACUUCCAAGUUUUGAGGGCAUUCAAAAAGACAUAUUGCUCAAGCCCAUUUUCAUUAAACUAGGGCAACUUGAUAUUCGUAUCAAUCCAGAAGAGUGGGAAGGCUAUAAGGCUGAAGCUGAUGAAAAGAAAAAAAAAGAUGACAAGCCAUACAUUCCCUGGGAUUUUAGGCUGACCAUGUUUCAGAAAUUAAUUAUAGUGAAAUGUUUUGUGGAAGAGAAGAUUGUGUCAGCACUUACCGAGUUUGUAAUCGAGAACCUUGGGAAGCAAUUCAUUGAGAAUCCUCCAGUUGAUCUGGCAACUCUUUACCAAGAUAUGUCUCCUGCCACACCGCUGGUGUUCAUCUUAAGUACAGGCUCCGACCCCAUGGGGGCUUUCCAAAGAUUUGCAAAAGAGCGAGAUUAUUCAGAACGAGUGCAAUCAAUCUCAUUAGGACAAGGACAAGGACCUAUUGCUGAAAGAAUGAUUAAGGAUGCACUGAGAACAGGAAAUUGGGUAUUUCUUCAGAAUUGCCAUUUAGCUGUGUCAUGGAUGUUACCAAUGGAAGAACUCAUUAAAACAUUUACAGAGCCAGGUGCCACUAUCCAUGAAAACUUUCGACUCUAUUUGAGUUCCAUGCCAUGUACUACUUUCCCUGUUACUGUCCUUCAGAAUUCUGUCAAGGUAACAAACGAACCCCCUAAAGGUCUACGGGCAAACAUCAGAAGAGCCUUCACAGAAAUGACUCCCACGUUUUUUGAGGAAAAUAUAUUGGGCAAAAUCUGGAGAAAAAUCAUUUUUGGUAUUUGCUUUUUUCAUGCAAUUAUUCAGGAAAGGAAAAAAUUUGGACCCCUUGGUUGGAACAUAUGUUAUGAAUUUAAUGACAGUGACAGAGAAUGUGCCUUAUUAAACCUCAAUCUUUAUUGCCAAGAAGGAAAAAUACCCUGGGAUGCUCUCACAUAUAUAACAGGGGAGAUUACAUAUGGAGGACGAGUUACAGAUGCUUGGGAUCAAAGGUGUCUUCGCACAAUCCUAAAGAGGUUUUUUUCUCCUGAAACUUUAGAAGAAGAGUAUAAAUAUUCUGAAUCAGGAAUAUAUUUUGCCCCUGUGGCUGACAGUUUGCAAAACUUCAAGGAUUAUAUUGAAAACCUUCCUUUGAUUGAUGACCCAGAAAUAUUUGGAAUGCAUGAAAAUGCCAAUUUAGCAUUCCAGCGAAAGGAAACUAAUACUCUGAUUACUACAAUACUUGAUGUACAGCCACGAACAACAGCCCAGGGAUCAGGAAAAAGCAAUGAUGAGAUUGUGCAUGAACUUGCUAGUUCAAUCCUUGCUAAAAUUCCUGAUAAGAUGGACAUGGAUCUUGCUGCAGAGAUACUUUUUGUGAAGGAUAGCAAAGGUCGAACAGAUUCUCUAACGACGGUUCUUGGGCAAGAAGUAGAUCGUUUUAAUGGUCUUCUCAGUCUGCUAAGGAACUCUCUACAAACACUCAACAAAGCCAUUGCAGGGUUUGUAGUAAUGUCCGAAGAAAUGGAGAGAGUGUACCACAGCUUUCUUAAUAAUCAGGUUCCAGGCCUCUGGGCCAACGCCGCAUAUCCAUCUCUGAAACCUUUGGGGGGCUGGGUGAAAGACCUUGUACUCAGGACAAGCUUCAUAGAUUUCUGGCUCAAAAGAGGUCAACCUAAAUCAUUUUGGAUUUCUGGUUUCUUUUUUCCACAAGGAUUUUUGACUGGAACUCUUCAGAAUCAUGCUCGGAAAUAUAACUUACCAAUUGAUGAGCUUAGUUUUAGUUACAACGUCAUUCCUGUCUAUAGAGACCAAACACAAGUAUCAGAAGCUUCGAAAUUGUGCCACUUUGGCAAUGAAUUACCAAUGGAUGAAAAGUUGCCUUCUCCUGAGGAUGGGGUGCUGGUUCAUGGCAUGUUUAUGGAUGCCAGUCGCUGGGAUGAUGAUGAAAUGGUUAUAGAAGAUGCGUUACCUCGACAAAUGAACCCAAUGCUUCCAGUAAUUCAUUUUGAGCCGCAUCAAAGUUAUGAGCCCCACCCCUCACUGUAUCAUGCGCCCCUCUACAAAACUGGAGCUAGAGCAGGAACUCUGUCCACCACGGGUCAUUCUACCAAUUUUGUGGUUACUGUCUUGCUUCCUUCAAAAAGGCCAACCGACUAUUGGAUAUCCAAAGGAUCUGCAUUACUUUGCCAGUUAAAUGAAUAA